UCAUUUUGAAUUUUUAGUAAAUCAAUGUUGAGUGCCAGCAGAGGAAAUCGUCGUCAUAAAGAUCGUUCUGAAGUGGAAACCGCUGUUCGCGGACCCGAUCUUCUGUUGAAAGCAACGGAUGAAACAUCCAGUGAUGGUGCAUCCACUUCACUUUCAAAGUCAGUUGAAGAGUCGGCACCGAAUAAAGAUAAAAGUAAUAGUUCCUUAGUGAAAAGUCAUCAUGUUCUUAAGAUUAAACUCAAGAAAAUCACAAAUUGGAGUGGAUGUAGUGGAGCACUUCUCGACGAUGAGCCAUUCUAUCAUGGAUACAUGUCUCGUGAAGAGUCUGAAAAACUGGUUCGCUCACAAGGAGAGUUCCUUCUUCGUAAAACUGAGCUAACAAAACGUGGAGAAGUGGUAGUUCUCUCGGUGUUCUGGGAUGAAGGUGUUCAUCAUUUGGUUGUGGAGAAGGCAAAUAAUGGACUUUAUUAUCUGAAAGAGUUUUGUUUCGAAAACAUAAGUGAUCUUGUCCGUUAUCAUCAUCAAACUAGAGCGAGCGUCUACAAAUCUGGAAUUAAAUUGUUCAGUUGGGUGGUCAGAGAAGAAUGGCAAUUGUACCAUGAGCAGAUUAAUUUGGGAAAGAAAUUGGGAAACGGAGAGUUUGGAGAGGUUUUCCAAGGAGUUCUAUCUGUUGGAAUAUUCACAAAUGAUGUGGAAGUUGCUGUGAAAACGAUGAAAGGAAGUAAAGUUACAGCUGAUGAAAGAAUAACAUUCCUUCGUGAAGCUAAUCUGAUGCUGAAACUGAACCACAAGUAUGUUGUCCGAUUGUAUGGAGUUGCAACUCAACAAGAACCAAUAAUGAUUGUAAUGGAAUUAUGUUCUGGUGGAUGCUUGAAAAGUCGAAUCGAGAAGAAAGAUGAACAAUUGAGUGAUGUGUUGAAAAGAAAAUAUUGCAAACAAAUUGCAAAAGGGAUGAGAUAUCUAGAGAAAAAACAAGUUAUUCACAGAGAUUUGGCAGCUCGUAAUGUACUUCUUGAUAAAUCCGACAAUUGUAAGAUCAGUGAUUUUGGUCUUUCUCUCUUCGGAAAAUUGCACAAGGAGCAGAAACUCAUGAAGGUUCCAAUCAGAUGGUUAGCACCAGAAACUCUUCUAAAAGGAAUUUAUUCAUCAAAAUCUGAUGUUUGGAGUUUUGGAGUUGUGAUGUUUGAAGUGUUCAGUGGAGAAUAUCCAUAUGCAGAUGUUAAGGUAUUGAAAGAACUUCGACGAAAAGUUGCUCACGAAAACCUGCGUUUGAAACCUCCAAGUGAUAUGCCAACUGAUGAUGCAAAAGUCAUGGAAAUGUGCUUUGAGCCAGUCGAUAAUAGAGCAACAUUUGUGCAAGUCUGCAACAGGUACAAAGAUCUCACAAGCCCAUUGCCUACAUGGAAUGGAAUAGCCAACAAGUUGAUUGGAAUAGGAUCAGCCGUCUGAGAUAGAGAGAGAAUGCACAUUUAAAUAAAUCAUGAACAAACCGAAGAGAGCCAACGAAAAAAAAAGAAAAAAAUGACUCUGAUUGCAUUGAAAUAAAUUCGAUUUGAAUAUGCUAAAUAGAUUUCCAAAUU
This is a messenger RNA of Caenorhabditis elegans, 1580 nucleotides long. It is a transcript of the gene F26E4.5, whose product is annotated as Tyrosine-protein kinase. The record is from RefSeq and is marked reviewed. Gene Ontology annotation, biological process: developmental process. The transcript has 9 exons. NCBI's taxonomy places the organism in Eukaryota, Metazoa, Nematoda, Chromadorea, Rhabditida, Rhabditidae. Bases 25 to 1449 code for a protein of 474 amino acids. Gene Ontology annotation, molecular function: non-membrane spanning protein tyrosine kinase activity; transferase activity; nucleotide binding. Gene Ontology annotation, cellular component: plasma membrane; cytoplasm.